Colletotrichum spaethianum is the source of this 330-nucleotide messenger RNA. RefSeq lists its product as uncharacterized. Gene Ontology annotation, molecular function: oxidoreductase activity. NCBI's taxonomy places the organism in Eukaryota, Fungi, Ascomycota, Sordariomycetes, Glomerellales, Glomerellaceae. The record is from RefSeq and is a predicted model, not a curated record. The transcript has a single exon. Bases 1 to 330 code for a protein of 109 amino acids.
AUGCCUUUCACCGUUACUGUUCUCUACCCCAACGAGGCCGAUGCCAAGUAUGACUUCGACUACUACGUCAACCGCCACAUGCCCUUGGCUGCCGCCCAGUGGAAGUCUUCCGGCUGCACGAGUUGGACUGCCACCAAGUACCAGGCUACCCCCGACGGAAAGCAGCCUCAGUACUCUUUUGCUGGUAUCCUUGAGUUCGAGAGCAUUGAGUCCAUUCACAAGGCGCUUGCUUCUCCUGAGACCGCCGCUGUCAUGCAAGAUGUUCCCAACUACAGCAACAAGGAGCCGGUUUUUCUGAUCGGGGAGGACGCCAAGACUACUGCCGCUUAG